Scylla paramamosain (green mud crab) is the source of this 910-nucleotide messenger RNA. RefSeq names its product EEF1A lysine methyltransferase 2-like. Lineage: Eukaryota; Metazoa; Arthropoda; Malacostraca; Decapoda; Portunidae. Gene Ontology annotation, molecular function: protein-lysine N-methyltransferase activity. Bases 94 to 735 code for a protein of 213 amino acids. The transcript has 5 exons. Gene Ontology annotation, cellular component: cytoplasm. The record is from RefSeq and is a predicted model, not a curated record.
UACAAACACGCAUGUCGAUAUUUUGAGGACGUUUGUUUUGUCAAGUAGUGCGUCGAUCAGCUGUCAUCGCAUGGCAAAAGUGAAUAGCAGGUGAUGGAGCUGCCGUCUUCUCAGCUGGGCACUAAAGAAUACUGGGAUGCUCAGUAUGAACAUGAACUAGCCAACUUUGAGAGUCAUGGAGACAUUGGUGAAAUCUGGUUUGAGGACAGUGUAGACAGACUGUUGGAGUGGAUACUAGAUACAGACCUGAUCACCACCCAGUCAUCUAUUAUUGAUAUUGGGUGUGGGAACGGAGCAUUCCUCCUUAAUUUGGCAGCAGAGGGUUUUACCAGUCUGCAUGGUAUUGACUAUUCCCAGAAAGCAGUAGAGCUGGCACAAGCUAUUGCUGCUCAAAAGGAGAUGAACAUAACAUAUAAGAAAGUUGAUCUUGUAAAUUGUAAUGAGGAGAGCCUGGCUAUAGAAUAUGAUGUGUGCCACGACAAGGGAACAUAUGAUGCAGUAUCACUUUGUCCAGAUGAUCCCAGCAGCAAGAGGGCAGCAUACAUGAAGGCUAUACACCGUAUGACCCGGAAGAAUGGCCUCUUCAUUAUUACCUCAUGCAACUGGACACAAGAGGAACUUUCUGAACAGUUCUCAGAUUGUUUUGGGAUUUUGGAUAAAGGAUUCUCAACCUGUACAUUCAAGAAAAUACAGAAGUCCAGUUUGCCAGCACUUAUAAGAAUUGUACUUUGUUAAAUAUCUCAAUUUUGCUGCUACAUGCAUGAUAUAUACCUAAGUUUUAUAGUAUUGGAAAGUAAGUGAAUUAAGUGAAUAAGCAUAGCCUGUGCCAUCAGGAAAUAUCCCAUUGAAAUAUCUCAAUAUGUACCAUAAUAUAAUGCUUAUGAGAGAGAGAGAGAGAGAGAGAGAGAGA